CAUGUUUAACGGGUUGAUGCUCAUAUUUACUUGUGGAAGUGGAAUGCAAAGAUUGUAAUAUCAGAUGUUGAUGGAACUAUCAGCAAGCCUGACGUUUUAGGCCAGUUUAUGCCAUUAGUUGGAAGGGAUUGGACACAAUCUGGUGUAGCUAAACUUUUCUCUGCUAUUAAGGAGAACGGAUAUCAGCUGCUAUUUCUCAGUGCACGAGCAAUUGUUCAGGCAUAUCUAACCAGAAGUUUUUUAAUCAACCUGAAACAGGAUGGAAAAGCUUUACCGAAUGGACCUGUUGUUAUUUCUCCCGACGGUUUGUUUCCCUCAUUGUACCGUGAAGUGAUAAGAAGAGCACCUCACGAGGUAAAUUCGAAAAUACUCUUUCCUCAAUGUAGAUGUAAACAGGUUACUGCGAUAGGAUCACUUUGGGUUCCUUUCUUUCUUAUGUGUGCAUUGCAAGAUAUUAAGAAACUGUUUCCCUCCGACUAUAUGCAGGCUUUAGAAAAGAGACAUGGAUGA
Messenger RNA from Hibiscus syriacus, 510 nucleotides. Its product is annotated as phosphatidate phosphatase PAH1-like. Bases 109 to 510 code for a protein of 133 amino acids. Gene Ontology annotation, molecular function: phosphatidate phosphatase activity. The record is from RefSeq and is a predicted model, not a curated record. Lineage: Eukaryota; Viridiplantae; Streptophyta; Magnoliopsida; Malvales; Malvaceae. The transcript is spliced from 5 exons.